Vigna angularis (adzuki bean) is the source of this 1353-nucleotide messenger RNA. Its product is annotated as probable ADP-ribosylation factor GTPase-activating protein AGD11. NCBI's taxonomy places the organism in Eukaryota, Viridiplantae, Streptophyta, Magnoliopsida, Fabales, Fabaceae. The transcript has 10 exons. Bases 142 to 1353 code for a protein of 403 amino acids. The record is from RefSeq and is a predicted model, not a curated record. Gene Ontology annotation, molecular function: phospholipid binding; GTPase activator activity.
CUUCCAUCUGGUGUAGAGAAUAAGCUGCCAUUGACGAAUGUCAUGAGAAAGGAGAUUAUUUAAUUUAGGAGCAGUUGACAGACAUAGCUAUUCCAAUGUUAUAGCCUCAAUUUCUUUUGAAUUGGUUUUAAAUAUUUAAAAAUGGAGAUGUCUGUUCAACGAGAACAUCAUAGUACCAAUGGCAUAUCAGGAUCAGGAUCAGGAUCUUGUCUUUAUGAUCUGUUUUGUUCAGAAACACCUAAUCUCAAUGCUCACAAUCUAAGAGAACGAUGGAUGUCUUCUGGACCGCAGAAAAGAUUAGACAAUUUGAUGCGUCAAGCUGGGAACAGGUAUUGUGCCGAUUGUGGAUCAUUAGAGCCAAAAUGGGUGUCUACAAGCCUUGGAGUUUUUAUAUGUAUCAAAUGCUCUGGAGUACAUAGAAGCCUCGGUGUCCAUAUAUCAAAGGUUCUGUCCCUAAAGCUAGAUGAAUGGACAGAUGAACAAGUUGAUGAAUUGGUGAAAUUGGGUGGAAAUACAGUAGUGAACAAGAAGUAUGAAGCUUACCUGCCAAGUAACAUAAGAAAACCAAAACCUAAUUCUUCCAUUGAAGAACGCUCUGAAUUCAUUAGGAGAAAAUAUGAGUUUAUGCAGUUUUUGGAUGCUGAGGAGAACAUGUCUUGCCCUUUCAUACCAUCCAAUUCAGGAAGUUCAUCAGAUUCUCAGAUUGGUUCCUCAAGACUUCAGUCCAUACGAGAAAAAAAGCAGCAUUCUUCUGAUAAUAAACAACAAACUAAACAUCGUAUUUGCAGAACAUUUCGAAACAGUCGAGGAAGAAAAGAAACUCAUGACUUUAGGACUUCAAAGAAUAGCACAUCAUUGGCAGGUAUGACUGAAUUUGUUGGGUUGAUAAAGGUGAAUGUGGUUAAAGGAAUUAAUCUUGCUGUUCGUGAUGUAAUGAGUAGUGAUCCUUAUGUGAUCAUAUCCCUUGGUCACCAAUCAGUGAAGACUCGUGUCAUAAAGAACAAUUUAAACCCAAUUUGGAAUGAAAGCCUAAUGUUGUCAAUUCCUGAUAAUAUUCCUCCUCUUAAAAUUAUUGUGUAUGAUAAAGAUACUUUCUCCACUGAUGAUUUUAUGGGUGAGGCUGAAAUAGACAUUCAACCUUUGGUCUCAGCUGCAACAGAAUAUGAAAAAUCUUCAGACGAUAACAUCGUGCAGAUUGAAAAAAUGGUAGCAAGUAGUGACAACACUCUUAUUAAGGAUAGCAUAAUCUCCCUUGAAGAUGACAAAAUCAAACAACAGGUCUCAGUAAGACUCCAACAUGUUGAGAGAGGUGUGUUAGAGAUUGAACUUGAAUGUGUUCCUUUAACUCAGUAA